This is a messenger RNA of Pipistrellus nathusii (Nathusius's pipistrelle), 2037 nucleotides long. NCBI's taxonomy places the organism in Eukaryota, Metazoa, Chordata, Mammalia, Chiroptera, Vespertilionidae. The record is from the annotation of a GenBank genome assembly.
AUGAUGCGGCUCCGAGGGUCGGCGCUGCUGCGGGACCUCCUGAGGCCGCCCGCCGCCGCCGCCAGCGCGGCCCUGAGGCGGGCGCAGCCCCUCGCCACGUUCCACCGGCGAGCCUGGGGUGGGGGGCCCGUGGCCGCGGGCCCCGCUGCCGCUGCGCGGCUCUGCCCGCGGUGGGGCGGGGGCGGCCGGCCGGCGGGGCCCGGCGCCCGGGGCCUGUCCAGCUCGCCCUCCGAGAUCCUGCGGGAGCUGGGCAAGGCGGGCGCGCAGCAGCCGCAAGACCCGCAGCCGCAGGACCCGCAGCCCGGGGCGUCGCCGCCCGCCGCCCCGCCGGCGCCCGGCCCCAAGGACGGCCCCGCGGACACGGACGCGUUCGGCCACGGCGAGGCCAAGGAGCUGGCGGCCUCCGGCGAGAGUAAAAUAAAACAGGGUCUGUUACCUAGCUUGGAAGACUUGCUGUUCUAUACAAUUGCAGAAGGACAAGAGAAAAUACCUGUUCAUAAAUUUAUUACAGCACUCAAAUCUACAGGAUUGCGAACAUCUGAUCCCAGGUUGAAAGAAUGUAUGGAUAUGUUAAGAUUAACUCUUCAAACAACAUCAGAUGGUGUCAUGCUAGACAAAGAUCUUUUUAAAAAAUGUGUUCAAAGCAACAUUGUUUUAUUAACGCAAGCCUUUAGAAGAAAGUUUGUCAUUCCCGACUUUAUGUCUUUCACUUCUCACAUUGAUGAGUUAUAUGAAAGCGCUAAAAAGCAGUCUGGAGGAAAGGUUGCAGACUAUAUUCCUCAACUAGCCAAGUUCAGUCCUGAUUUGUGGGGUGUAUCCGUUUGUACAGUAGAUGGACAGAGGCAUUCUAUUGGCGAUACCAAAGUUCCAUUUUGUCUUCAGUCCUGUGUAAAACCUUUGAAAUAUGCCAUUGCAGUUAAUGACCUUGGAACAGAAUAUGUGCAUCGAUAUGUUGGGAAAGAGCCAAGUGGAUUAAGAUUCAACAAACUGUUUUUAAAUGAAGAUGAUAAGCCACAUAAUCCUAUGGUAAAUGCUGGAGCAAUUGUUGUGACUUCAUUAAUAAAGCAAGGAGUGAAUAAUGCUGAAAAAUUUGACUAUGUGAUGCAGUUUUUGAAUAAGAUGGCUGGUAAUGAAUAUGUUGGAUUCAGUAAUGCAACGUUUCAGUCUGAAAGAGAAAGUGGAGAUCGAAAUUUUGCAAUAGGAUAUUACUUAAAAGAAAAAAAGUGUUUUCCAGAAGGCACAGACAUGGUUGGUAUAUUAGACUUCUAUUUCCAGUUAUGCUCCAUUGAGGUAACCUGUGAAUCGGCUAGUGUGAUGGCGGCAACACUGGCUAAUGGCGGUUUCUGCCCAAUUACUGGUGAACGAGUACUGAGCCCUGAAGCGGUUCGAAACACACUGAGUUUGAUGCAUUCCUGUGGCAUGUAUGAUUUCUCAGGGCAGUUUGCUUUCCAUGUUGGUCUUCCUGCAAAGUCUGGAGUUGCUGGGGGCAUUCUUUUGGUCGUCCCCAACGUCAUGGGCAUGAUGUGCUGGUCCCCCCCUCUGGACAAGAUGGGCAACAGUGUUAAGGGAAUUCACUUCUGUCAUGAUCUUGUUUCUCUGUGUAAUUUCCAUAACUAUGAUAAUUUGAGACACUUUGCAAAAAAACUUGAUCCUCGAAGAGAAGGUGGCGAUCAAAGGGUGAAGUCCGUGAUAAACCUCCUGUUUGCGGCCUACACUGGAGACGUGUCUGCGCUUCGGAGGUUUGCCCUGUCGGCCAUGGACAUGGAGCAGCGAGACUACGACUCUAGGACGGCCCUGCACGUGGCUGCUGCUGAGGGUCACGUUGAAGUCGUGAAGUUUUUGCUGGAAGCCUGCAAAGUCAACCCUUUCCCCAAGGACAGGUGGAACAACACGCCCAUGGACGAGGCGCUGCACUUUGGCCACCACGACGUGUUCAAGAUCCUGCAGGAGUACCAGGGCCAGUACACGCCGCAGGGCGAUGCCGACGAUGGGAAGGAGAACCAGACCGUGCACAAGAACCUCGACGGCCUCCUGUGA